CAAAAGCUCACUCACUCCACUCCUUUCCUCUCUCUCUCAUCCUCUCUCCCCCUUACGAGCUGGGAGCAAAGGUCUUCGCCAUACCCGCCUCCACAAUGCUCCGCCAGCGCCUCGUCCAGGCACUCCGAACCCGCGGCGGAUCAGCCACCGGUCCGAGCCGGUGGACCAGCCCGGGCCACGAGGAACGACCCAAAGGCUACCUCUUCAAUCGGACCCCGCUCCCCCCAGGUCAGUCUCGUAAAUGGGAGGACUGGGAGCUCCCCUGCUACGUCACCAGCUUCCUCACCAUCGUCAUCCUCGGCGUCGGCCUCAACGCCAAGCCCGAUCUCACCAUCGAGACUUGGGCCCACCAGAAGGCCCUCGAACGGCUCGAGAUCGAGCAGGCCGGCCUCUCUGUUGCUGGGUCGGCUGAAUCUGACUGAAAUCCGAUCUGGGUAUGCCGGUUCGUUCUGAUAUCGAUCCUUUUUUUUAAGAGUUGAAAUGGGUUUUCGGUUGUUGAUAUGAUAUGUAGUUGAAAUAAUGGUUUGGGAUGUUUAAUUGGGCUUUUGAUGUGAAGCUUGAUUAUUACUUCAUAAUUUAGCUGUUUUUCAAUUAUUUGUAUGUUUUGACUCGUCGAUGAUUUCGAAUAGUUCAUCAAUUUCUUGCCUCUAAUACAGUUUUUUAUGCUUGUAA
Molecule: messenger RNA, 672 nt
Organism: Malus domestica (apple)
Lineage: Eukaryota; Viridiplantae; Streptophyta; Magnoliopsida; Rosales; Rosaceae
Source: RefSeq, a predicted model, not a curated record